This is a messenger RNA of Camponotus floridanus (Florida carpenter ant), 1623 nucleotides long. RefSeq names its product carbohydrate sulfotransferase 11. NCBI's taxonomy places the organism in Eukaryota, Metazoa, Arthropoda, Insecta, Hymenoptera, Formicidae. The record is from RefSeq and is a predicted model, not a curated record. The coding region runs from base 397 to 1539 and encodes 380 amino acids. The transcript is spliced from 4 exons. Gene Ontology annotation, cellular component: membrane. Gene Ontology annotation, biological process: carbohydrate biosynthetic process. Gene Ontology annotation, molecular function: sulfotransferase activity.
ACUGUUGCCUUUCUUUCGGCUUCUAUUUUUGAAUACGCUUUGCUUCGUGCUUCGUCGCUUUAUAUUUAAAACCGAAGAGGACUCGAGAGUCCCUCGCCUCUCAUGGCACUCAUGUCGUCGCGUAUUGUUCUCCAGAGAAACAGAUAACAGCUGUCAGCGAUAAACAGUCAGGAGUCUUUCCGCCUUUCUGCUAUCUAUCCUGGGGGCGGGGGACAUGCGAGGGAAGAGGCGGGAUAAUAGGUCGUCCUUCCGUGGCGGAUUCGCAGAUAUUCUUCACUUUCCCGGCAAGCUCAGCAUCAGUGGUUCAGUAAUACAACAUACUCUGGGCAACGCUGUUUCUCGAUAGUUGUGUUCGAUUAAAUUUGCGUUCAACUAUCUACACAUGUAACGAAACAGAUGAUACAUAAAAUCGCCAAAAUGAUACAUAAAUCAACGAUCGAAGUGUCAACGCUGAAUGAAAAUUUAACGAUUUAUCCGCGAUUACUGAAGACCGGCUCUUAUCAUCUCACGAAAAGACUCUUUUCGUUGGUGCAGAGACAAAUCAAGGUGAUAAAAUUGAUCAUACUAUUAGCAACGAUCUGCAUUAUUAUAUUGUUAAUAUUGACGAACCUAACGCGAACUUCGUAUACGAAGACAAACAUAGAAUCGGCCACAUCGCUGAAGUAUGCCACACCGAAAUAUCUAUCUGAUACAAUAAUACCGCGAAUAAUGUCAGAAAGUCAUAUGGAGAAUGUUAAAAGAGAGUUUGAUAACAGAAGGCACCAAAUGUCACGUGUAUGCAAGACAAUUGAAGUGAAAGAAUCGCGCUUAGAUACUGUGUUGACCAACAUGAUUAUCGAUACGGAGCACAAUAUAUCAUGGUGUCCUAUCUACAAGGCGGCGAGUUCUGCAUGGAUGAUUUACUUCGCCGCAUUGAAAAAUGUUUUGACAGACUUUACUAUGGAUUUAAUUCAACGCAAUCGUAUGCAAGUUAGCGAUAUUGUGAGGCAAAAAUUUCGACACGAUGCGAAUCUUAAUAAAACCUAUGAGAAGUUGAGCAAAACUAAGAGAUUCCUGAUCGUACGACAUCCAUUGGAACGUCUGUUAUCCGCGUAUAGGGACAAAUUGGAGCAUAUGCAGGGCCGCGAAUAUUAUUACAAACGUUUCGGACGACGCAUCGCGCUCAAAUAUCGUCAGUCCGGCGACAACGCAACGAGAUUAGAACCAACGUUCGCGGAAUUUUUGCGAUUUAUAGCCCACGAGAAGUACUUUGACGAGCACUGGGCGCCGUAUUAUCGCACCUGCGAACCAUGCGAGCUUCACUACGACUACAUACUGAAAGUCGAGACUCUGGAUCGCGAUCAGAACUUUCUCAUCCAGGAUACCAAACUGAGCAAUUAUCUCUACGAAGUGAAGCAUCCAGGAAACAUCAACCCUCAUGGCACAACCACUAGGAAAACACUCGACCAAUACAUCACGGGAAUACCGCGGUCGCUUCUCGAUCAGAUUUAUAAAAUCUACGAGAACGAUUAUAAAUUAUUCAACUAUUCGUUUAUAUAACUUGUUUCAUUUUGUAUAGGCAGCUGUUAUAAUUAUUAUGUGAUGUGUCAAAUAAAUAUAUUAAAAUUUGCAGAAAUUUUAUCU